Molecule: messenger RNA, 6666 nt
Organism: Pogona vitticeps (central bearded dragon)
Lineage: Eukaryota; Metazoa; Chordata; Lepidosauria; Squamata; Agamidae
Source: RefSeq, a predicted model, not a curated record
GCCGUUGGAGGGAGAGGCCCGCCAGGAGCGGCGGGCUGGCGUGAGGAGAGGGGGGCGCGCCCGCCGUCGGGAAGGGGGGGGCCCGGGGGGGUGUUUCGGCCCCCUCGCCCCCGCCAUGGAGCACAUCACGACGCCUAAGGUAGAAAACGUCAAGCUCCUGGAUCGUUAUACGCACAGAAAGCCAGCAAAUGGAACGCUCUACUUGACGGCCACCCAUCUGAUCUACGUAGAUGCUUCCGCUGAAGUCCGAAAGGAGACAUGGAUCCUCCAUCACCAUAUUGCUUCUGUGGAGAAGCUGCCUCUGACCGCCUCCGGCUGCCCGUUGCUUAUUCACUGCAAGAACUUCCGAGUGGUGCAUUUUACUAUCGGGCAGGAACGGGACUGUCACGAAGUCUAUACCUCUUUGCUGAAACUCUCCCAACCAGGGAAACCCGAGGAACUUUAUGCGUUUUCAUACAACCCUAAAAUGCCCAAGGACCACCGAGAGAUGGGCUGGAAACUCAUAGAGGUCGGCGUGGACUACCAGAGGAUGGGGAUCCCCAAUGAUUACUGGGAGUUUACCGAUGCCAACAAAGAUUACGAGGUCUGCAACACAUACUCUCCGGAACUCGUGGUGCCGAAAGCCGCCACCAAGGCGAUGGUGCUGGGCAGCUCCAAGUUCAGAAGCCGAGGUCGGAUCCCAGCGCUUUCCUACUUCUCCAGAGAAAACAAUGCCGCCAUCUGCCGGUGCAGCCAGCCCUUGUCCGGGCUUAACACUCGCUGCCUGGAGGACGAACAGCUCCUGCAGGCCAUCCGGGAAGCCAACCCUGGAAGUCCGUUCAUGUAUGUUGUAGACACGAGGCCAAAGCUGAAUGCCAUGGCCAACCGUGCUGCCGGAAAGGGCUACGAGAAUGUGGAUAAUUACGACAACAUCCGUUUUAAGUUCAUUGGGAUCGAAAACAUCCAUGUAAUGAGAAGCAGCCUGCAGAAGCUUUUGGAAGUGUGUGAAAUGAGAUAUCUUUCAAUGAGUGACUUCCUUACCGGCCUGGAGAACUCUGGCUGGUUACGGCACAUCAAAGCUAUAAUGGACGCCGGUGUCUUUCUUGCAAAGGCAGUGAAAGAUGAGAAGGCCAGCGUUUUAGUGCAUUGCUCAGAUGGCUGGGAUCGCACCGCUCAGGUCUGCUCCGUGGCUUGUCUCCUCCUGGAUCCCUUUUAUCGGACAUUUAAAGGAUUCAUGGUCCUGAUAGAGAAGGAAUGGAUCGCGAUGGGCCACAAGUUUUCACACAGGUGCGGCCACCUGGAGGGAGACCCCAAAGAAGUGUCUCCUGUCUUCACCCAGUUCAUUGACUGCACCUGGCAGCUCCUGCAGCAGUUUCCCUGCGCCUUUGACUUCAACGAGCGCUUUCUUCUCGAGAUCCACGACCAUGUCUAUUCUUGCCAGUUUGGCAACUUCCUGGGGACCUGCCACAAGGACCGGGAAGAUCUAAAAAUUUUUGAGAAGACUCACUCUCUGUGGCCGUUCCUCCUCCAGAAGAAGCAAGAGUUUAGAAAUCCACUCUACAAAGGAUUCACGGCUUACAAGGAACUCCGGCCCAACACCUUGCCGUUCAGCUUCCAGUUCUGGUGCGGCAUGUACAACCGUUUCGAUAAAGGGAUGCACCCAAAGCAGUGUGUCUUGGAUCAUCUCCUUGGCUGUAUCAGCCAGAAUGUGGAGCUGGAAGAUGCUGCCGGCGAGCUAGAAAAUAAGUUGCCUCUCCAAGAUGGGCCGCUGCCUGACAAGAUUCCCAUCUUACCCAGAAUGGCCGUCGCUUCCACCCGCUGUUCAAAAUCCCCCCUGCUCAACACGCCUCAGGACUACGAGGGCGAAGAGGCCCCCGCCCUGCUGGCCAACGGGACCGUCGCCGGCAAGGGAGGGGACGGACCGGGUCGGCCUCUGACAGCCUUCCAAGAAGACCAGGCCAGUUCCCUCAAAUUGGUCCCGGAGAGCGAGAGCUGGCCCGCCGGGGGGACCGCCCGACCUGAUGCCCCGGAGGGAGACCUCCAGGACCACUGAGAUGGGCUGCGAAAGCCAAGGAGAAGCGGCCGGCGAGAGGGGUCACCCUGGGCCAGGCCAGUCACCUCACCCCUGUGGGGCCAAGCGUUGCGUUCUGUGUGUUGAAAGCAUUGGGGCAGGGAGAGCUGGUGUCGGCUGGUUUGGAGGGCUUUCUGGAGCCGGGCAGAGACCGCACAGGGCUUGUGACUGUCACGGAUGGGGACCAAGUCAGGCCAUACAAGUGUGCUCUGUCUCUCUCUCACACACACACGGUCAGAUGUUACUCGUAGCCUCUGAGGACGGUGACUCCCUGUCGAUAGGGACCCUUUUUUCAAACCACACCAAAUCGGAUCCCCAGGGAAGAAAGAGGUUGCCAUGAAAGGACCAACAGUCAGACCAUGUUCAAAGAAGCCCUUUUGCGGCUGCCUUGUGCGGGGACUCCCUUCUGCGACCACCUCGGGUUAGAAUUUGGGGGCCCUGCACGUGUUUCUCUUCUUUUUUUUUUUCCCUACAUAGCUGUGCCUUCUGCUGUUUACGUUGUUUUUUUUUAAGCAUUGAUGAACCUCAUGCCCCUCCACUGGCCCUGUGGUCAUCUGCUCACUGUGGUGUGUGUGUGAUUGUAAUGUGGAGUAUGUGGAAGUUGUGCUUUAGAACCGUAUCCCUGUUUGUUUGUUUUUAAAUAGCUGUUCUGAACCUGCUUGUUGUCUUGACAGUGGUUAGCACUCUGUCGCUGUUAAAAGAUAUUGAAAGGUGUUGUGGCCCACGGAUGAAGUGACUUUAGGGACGACGGUCUCGGGUUUUCAAGCAUCCACAGGGACUCUUGAAUAUUCAGUAUUCUUCCUGUUUUCCUUUCCCUCCUUUCAGAUACUGGCCAGGCUAAUGAUCACCUUUAGGGUGCUAAGAAAGGGCCCACGCCAUUCUUUCCUCUGCCACACAGAAAAGAUCACAUCCAACAAAGCCCUUCUCCGAAGAAAGGGUGGAAAUGCAAAGCAUGGACAUGUAGCUUGGCCAGAUCCGGACCUCUUGAGAGCAGCGUGGGCAUUUUGUCUUGCUAGAUCCUUCAUUUCGUGUUGUGCGAUCCUUAAUAACGGCACUGUCCACAUCUGAGUGAUGCGAGAAAACACGCCCCCGUCUGUGGAAAACAGUGAACAGGGAACGUGUGGUGGUAGACCGUGACGAUGCCGGUCUGCUCUCAAAAGACAGGGCUAUCAUCAUCUUAAAACUGUUGAGCUAGGACAGAGAAGCUUCUCUUUUUCAGAUGCUCAGGAGUUGGACUUGGCGUUAACGAUUUGCUGAGCUUUCUGGAAACUGGCCUUUUAACCUAUCUGGAAGACCACACUUUCUCAACACUCUAGAAGGCUUAUGGUUUGGACCAGAAGUCCCGAAUCGGAAACCACUCAGACGACUCAUUCAGGUUUAUGCAGAAGUAGGGAAUAGGACCCAAAGGGAAGAAGAGCCGUCUGGCCUUUCCAAACACCAACGCUCCAAAAAUCACCACCUGGUCUUCCAAGCCCUACUGUAUGUACUGUAGAUGGGCAAAAUGGUGUACACGGUGGCCAGUUAUUCUGCUACGCUUUUCUAACAAACAUUCCUUUCUAAAAGCCUAUUUGGGUAGGAGCAGUCCGAAAUGUCUUUAUGAGCUGUUUGCCACUCCAUGGAAUGCAGAGGGAACCUCUGCUCCGCAUGUCUGUCUACCUUUUCUUGCUUUUGAUCCUGCUGAUGCAAAACCAGAAAAUAAACAUGGAGGGGGGAAGGGGGCUGCUAACCAAGAGGUUAACAUUAUUUUAAUAAGCACAGGCUCAUGAUGGAAAAGUUGGAAACGGCAGACAUGCAUGUACAAUUACCAGCAGGGAAAAGCAUGGCCAAAUGUGUUAAUCUAGUGGUUCCCCCUGAAAAAACUCAUGCAUGCUGUAUUUGGUUUCCUGUAAGGGGAAGUUUUAUUUAUUCUUCUGCUGUUUUUAAAAUAAAACUUUUUUUGGGGGGGUGGAGUGAAUGCAUCAGCCAGGAUCCAUUAGGACGCUUGCUCUGACAGAAGGCAGAUAUGGAACAAUGCGGUCAUAGGACGGAGGAACCCUCAAGACCAGAAUUUUUAGGGGAGUUGGGAUAAGGGAGAGCAGGAAACCAACUUGUUACAGGCACCACGUAGAGAAGGGACGUCGCCUCUUCCUGGAUCCAUUGACAGAGCACCUUCCUUCGGCACACACGCCAGACGGGGACCUGGCCAUUCGUCUGAUGGACAUUCCAUAGAUGUACAACCUUCCCCUCGUAGGGGAGCAGAGGUGGAAGAAGUCCACUCUUCAUCGUAAACCACCUUCUUGUAUCGGAGUAUCGCAGAAGUCACCCUUUUCCAUCCUCUAGAUUACGGGAGUUCAAUCUGUUGCUAAAGGACUUUUCCAACCCUCUCAGGCAUAGGCAUACGAAUUCGUAUGCUUAUGCCUGGCGAAUACGUAUAUAAAUUUUGUAUAGUACUCAAAAGGAAGCUGCACGGGUAAGUCAUUCCCCGGUGGAGGGAGUACGGAGUUAUGAACUCAAAGCUCUGUCCCUUUCAUGCUCCUUGGGGAAAAUCGGAAAGCACUGGAAACCUUUACGUCCAUGGAGAUUCCGGACUCUUUCCACUUAGACCUGAUGUAUGAAUUCUAAGCCUAGUGUCUUUAAAUCUUCUGUUGCAAUGUGGAACUAGCCGUCGGAAUUAGGCCACUUUCAGCCGGCUCCUGCUUCAUGUGAGCAAGAGAGAACGGUGGGCUGAUGAUCCACAUAGAAAGAUCUCGAGCUACUGAUGCUUGCCCGGGCAGCCAUUUUCCACAUCAAAAACAACAAAAAUUGGGAAAGCGUCACUGUAUGUCCUUAGGCCUCCUGCGUCGGAUAUAAUUGGCUCCCUGCUGUGGCACCCGGCGGAGCUUCGCUUUGUUCAAAUUCUUACCUGCUCCUAAACAUAGUGGUUUUGGGGCCAGCGCUCGUGUUCGGCAAUGGGGAGUCUGUAGCCGUCUCUCGUCACCGACCUGUGGGUCCCUCCUGAUUUACAUGGACUACAGGCUGGAAGGCCUGGUCGUUGUCCUCCACGGAUCUCUGGAAGGCAGCAGCUACAGGGGAGGGCUCUCUUUUAGAACUAAGCUUGCGGAGCAAUCCUUGCACUCGGCACCUUUAGAGUUGGCUGGUUAAGCAAAUCGUAGCUACGCCACCGUCGCCCCCCGACUGCCCCAUAGAGACAGAGGUUAUGUGGGUCCUUGUGAGGCUCCUUAUAGACCCCAUUCAGAUGGAGGAGACUUGUUAACUUUCAGUGUAGCUUAGUAUAGUAAAUUGCAGUAGAGUAGGCCCAUUGAAUCAAAGGGGAUGUGUUGGGCGAGUCAGCUCCUCUGUUUCAUUGAUACAAAUAGGCCUAUUCUAAUUGCAACUUACUAUAAUAAGUUGCAAUUAGAGUAGGCCCAUUUGAAUCAAUGCAACAGACAAAGGAGCCGACUCACCCAACCCCCAUUGAUUCAGUGGGCCUACUCUAGUAUGAUUUUCUACACUAAACACGUGGGCCAGUGAAUCCUUGGCAUAAGUGGGUUGAACCAAAGCUUAGGGAGUUACUUUUUAAAAGUAAUUAGCUCCUGUUACUCAUUACAGUGUUUGAAGAGUAACUGUUCUGUUGUUGCAGUGUUGGGAAAUGCUGUUAUCACACUUGUAAACUUUUCUUACUUUUUUUUAAAAUAAUAGUGGUGUAAAACUUGAGAACUUACAAAAUUCCACUGAAUAAAUGUCCUUGGGCAGUCACUUUGGGAAGUAACUAGAAAACCCUGAAGACUGUGGACCUUGAAUGCUUCAAGCAGCCCCCUGGUCUUCAGAGGUUCGACCUGGGGGGGGGGCUCAUCCUCAGCAUCCGUGCCAUGGAAGCCCAAGAGUGUAACUUUGGGAUGGAGGUUCUUGGUGCUGUGGAUCUCAAGUCCUGAUACCCGUGGCCAUGUGUGGCCAUGAUGGCCAAACCUUCCUGCAGUUGAAGGCCCCGAUUCUCCAUCGGAAGGACCAAGGGAUCCAGACGCGCACCUCUCUCCUUGCUAGGCGACUCCACAUUUCAGGGAGAGUGAAACCCGCUGUGCGUGGCCACAACCAUCUGCAUGGGUCCAAACCUCUUGUACAGUUAUGGGUAAUCCAGCUGAUGAAUGCCCCCUGGAAUGGACUGAAUGCAUGAGUAGCUUUCCCGUUAAUAGGUUUCUGCGUAUGCAUAAAUGUAUGUGUCUCGUUGUCAUGGUGGUGAUGCAGUACGUUUUCCAGGUUGUGUGGCGUUACGUUAAUAUAGCACUGGACCUGACAGUAUAUUAAAAUGAGCAUUAAAAGGCUCUGCAGUUCCCCUUUUGCAAAAAAUAAAUAAAUGUAAAAUUGUGUCUGAUAUAAAGUUUUGUAAGUUGCUGGCUGUGUUUUGUCUUAAAAUAUAGCUGUCUAAAACUGUGAUUAAUGAUUCCCUCUAUAUAUAGAGGGGGGGAAUCAUUAUAUAUAUAUAUUAUAUAUAUAUAUCUUAAAUACAUGGCCCAACUCUGAUUUCACUGAUAAAAAAAAAGAUGGGGGGGAGAGAAGAAAAGAGUAUUGUGCUCUUUAUAUACCUGGUUGCAAGUCUUAUGGACAGUUUGAUUUGUAUUACGUUUUUUAUUACAAAAAUAAUAAAGUUCUUGCAUUUUUUU